AUGUCGUCGUUUGGUACAUUAUUCAGAGUCACCACUUAUGGAGAGUCCCACUGCAAGUCGGUCGGGUGCAUUGUUGACGGCUGCCCACCCGGCUUGAAACUCAGCGCCGAUGACAUCCAACCACAAUUGACAAGAAGACGUCCAGGACAAAGUAAAUUAUCCACACCUAGAAACGAGGCAGACACAGUUGAAAUCCAAAGUGGAACUGAAAACGGCGUCACUUUGGGAAGCCCUAUUGGUAUGAUGGUGCGCAACAAAGACCACCGCCCGGGAGACUAUAGUGAAACCGACUUGUAUCCUCGUCCUAGCCAUGCCGACUACACUUACAUCCAGAAGUAUGGAUUGAAAUCAGGCUCGGGCGGUGGCAGAUCUUCUGCCAGAGAGACUAUUGGAAGAGUUGCCGCCGGUGCCAUUGCCGAAAAAAUCUUGGCCCAGGUAAACAAUGUUGAAAUCGUGGCGUUUGUUUCGUCCAUUGGAGAAGUCUCCAUGAACCGCAAUCCUCAAGAUUUGACUUUCCAAAAGAUCCUCGAUACCAUCACCAGAGACGAAGUCGACGAAACCGGGCCCAUUCGAUGUCCCGAUGCAGGCGUGCGAGACGAAAUGGUGAAACUCAUUGAAAAAUACCGCGACGCCAAGGACUCCAUCGGCGGAGUUGUCACUUGCGUCAUUCGUAACUGUCCCAUUGGCUUGGGCGAGCCCUGCUUUGACAAGUUGGAAGCGAAAUUGGCCCAUGCAAUGUUGAGCUUGCCGGCAACAAAGGGGUUUGAAUUUGGGUCCGGGUUUUUGGGAACUGCCAUCCCAGGCUCACAGCACAAUGACCGCUUUGUUUACGAUGAAGAACGCCAGAGAUUGAAGACCAAGACUAACAACUCCGGCGGCGUUCAAGGCGGGAUCUCCAACGGCGAAAACAUUUACUUUUCCGUGGCGUUCAAAUCUGCAGCUACAAUCAGCCAAGAGCAAGAAACCGCCACUUACGACGGCAAAGCCGGCGUGUUGGCCGCAAGAGGAAGACACGACCCCAGUGUCACUCCCAGAGCUGUCCCCAUUGUCGAGGCUAUGGCUGCCAUAGUAUUGUGUGAUCUAUUCCUUAUCCAACAAGCUAGAAACGCAACUAGAUCCUUGUUAGAGAAAAACGACAAGUAA
This is a messenger RNA of Lodderomyces beijingensis, 1143 nucleotides long. NCBI's taxonomy places the organism in Eukaryota, Fungi, Ascomycota, Pichiomycetes, Serinales, Debaryomycetaceae. The record is from the annotation of a GenBank genome assembly.